This is a messenger RNA of Schistosoma spindalis, 2462 nucleotides long. The record is from the annotation of a GenBank genome assembly. Lineage: Eukaryota; Metazoa; Platyhelminthes; Trematoda; Strigeidida; Schistosomatidae.
AAAAAAUCGAUAAAAUUUAAUUUUUUCUUUCAUACAAUGUUUAUAUUUGAAAUGCCACGUGUUGUACAUAUACGUAAACCGGGAUUAGCUAUAUUACAUCGUUUCAUUCAAUUUAUUAUAUUAACUUAUUUUAUUAUCUAUGUAAUGUGGUUAAAAAAAGGUUAUCAAUCAUUUGAUCGUCCUAUUAGUGGUGUAGCUGUUAAAGUAUAUGGUAUAGCAUGGAAACAAAUAUUUAAAUAUCAAAAUCGUGAUACAAAUGGUAUUAUUGUAUUAGAUAAUGGUGAUUAUUUAUUACAACCAACACAAAAUUCUGGUUUUUAUUUAAUUACAACAAUUAAACAUUUUGUUAUACAAAGUAUGACAACAUGUAGUGAAAGUGAUCGUUUACCAGAUGCAAUAUGUUAUAAUGAUAAUGAUUGUCCAAUUGGUUAUCAAGCUGGUUAUAAACCAUAUGAUCCAAAUGGUAUUGUACCAAAUGAAAAUAAUAUAGAAAUUGAUGAAAGUGGACAUGGUAUAUUUACUGGUAAAUGUUUAAUAAAUUAUAAUAAAUGUCAAAUAUAUGGUUGGUGUCCAACUAGUGAUGAUUAUGAAUAUGAAUUACGUAAACAACGUUAUUAUAAAUUACAAUUAUUAAAACCACCAAAUAUAUUAGAAGGUUUUUAUAAUUAUUUUAAUGAUUUAAAUUUUUUAGAUAAUAAACGUCAAAUUAAUGAACGUACUAUACAUUUAAUAGAUCCAUUUUUUGAAAUGAUUAAUUUUACAUUAUUUAUUAAAAAUAGUAUAGAAUUUCCUAAUUUUAAAAUAAAACGUAGUAAUAUAUUAACAUGGAUGACAGAAAUUUAUAUUCAAAAUUGUUUAUAUAAUUCAAAACAUGAUAUAGAUAAAUAUUGUCCAAGAUUUCGUUUAUAUGAUAUAUUUCAAUUAGCUAAAAUUAAUUCAAAUCGUUUAUUAAAAUAUGGUGGAGUAAUAGCUAUUACUAUACAUUGGCAAUGUAAUUUAGAUUGGAAUAUUAAUUAUUGUUUACCUAAUUAUGAAUUUUUAGAAUUAGAAAGUGUACAUAAAGUAAGAAAAAUUAGAACAAAUAAUAUAAAAUAUAAUAAAAUAAACAAUAAUAAUAAUACUGGUUAUUGGUUAAAUUCAUCUACAACAUAUUCAUCUGAAUCAACAUUAGAUUAUACUGAUAAAGUAUAUGAAUCAUAUAUUGAUGAUGAUGAUGAUAUUAUUGAUGAUAAUGAAGAAGUAAUAACAAUUCAUGAAGGUUCCAGUUUACGUAGUACUGCAUAUUAUGGUUAUGAUACAGAAUUAAUAAAACAACGUAAACGUAUAUUAAUUCAUGUAAAUGGUAUACAAUUUAUUAUAAGAGUUAAUGGUAUAGCUGGUAAAUUUAAUUUAUUAUCAUUUACAAUGAAAUUUGGUUCAGGAUUAGCAUUACUUAGUUUAUCAACAAUAAUAACUGAUUUAAUUUUAUUUUAUUUUACAUAUAAUCGUGAAAAAUAUAAAAAAAUUAUAUGUGAUGAUAAAACAAUAAAUUUUUUAUUACAAAUUACUAUUAAAAAAAAUUUAUCAAAAUCUUCUUCUUCUUUAUAAAUCUGUUUUAUUUUAAGUGUGUGUGUGUGUAUGGUUAAAAACAAAAAACAAACAAAAACAUUUUUUUCAUAAAUAUAUUGACAAUAAUUACAAAUUUAUAUUUAAGAAUAAAUAGAAAAAAGAAAAAAAUAGAAAAUGAGGAAAUUUUAAUCUCUAUUUAAAGUUACAAAUGAAUAAGAAAAAAAUUCAAAUAAAUUUUUUUUGUUUAAUUUAUUGAUGAGUUUCAAUAAAAUCAUUAUUGAUAUUUAUAAUUCAGUUUAUGUUACAUCAUGAUAAUGACUAAAUUUACAAUUAUAUCUACAAUGAAUAUCACUACUACUACUACUAAUAUUAAUACUAAUACUAAUACUAAUAUUACUACCAAAAUUAAUACUAAUAAUCAUAAUGAUACUUGUGCAGAUUAAUUAAAUGCAAAUCUAAUUAAUAUAACAGUACAGAUUGAUUCAGAAAUAGAAAGGCAAACUACAAUAUACAGUACAAACACAAGUUCCUGAUUGCACUACAGAAUUUGUAAAAGAAUUUCAUAAGUACAUGUUAAAAUGAAAAGCAAUUAUUAUCAUAAUGUUCUUCAUUUUGCUUUACACAGUCAUCAUCAUCAUCAUCAUCAUUAUCAUCAUCACCAUUAUAACCAUCAUUAUUACAAUCAUCUCCAUCGUCAUUGUCUUUUUUUCAUGUGAAUCAAUAAAGAUAUGUGAAAGUAAACUAUUUUCAUAUUGAAAUAUGUUAGAUAUUAUUAUGAAAGAAAAAAAAUUGUUUACACUAUUCAUAAUCAUUGAUAUUACUUGUGGAACAAUAAUGACAUAAUUAAUUACCUGCUAAGUCAUAUUAUUUGUCAUUAAGAAUAAUUAUAUCAUUCUGUUGAGUGGCAAACGCAU